AAAACUCUCGGCGGCUAAUCCAUCCAUUCUCUACUCAGCACAUCUCUGGUUUCAAACACUCAACACACCACACCUCCCUAAUGUCAGAGGAUUCAGACCCAGGGUGCAGCUCCAUGCCCAGGGGGGCCUCAGGGUGGCCCUGCCAGGGGGGCCUCAGGGUGCAACCCAUGAACCAGGGGGGGCCUCAGGGUGCAGCUCCAUGCCCAGGGGGGGCCUCAGGGUGCAGCUCCAUGCCCAGGGGGGCCUCAGGGUGCAACUCCAUGCCCAGGGGGCCUCAGGGCCCAUGCCAGGGGGCUCAGGGUGCAGCUCCAUGCCCAGGGGGGCCUCAGGGUGCAGCUCCAUGCCCAGGGGGGCCUCAGGGUGCAGCUCCAUGCCCAGGGGGGCCUCAGGGUGCAACUCCAUGGCCCAGCUCCAUCGUAUGAGCAGCUACGGCCAGGGUGGUCCAGACCUGGGCCUUGCCUCAGAGGGCAGUGACAGCAUUGGGCGUAAGAAAGUCCGCUCACGUUCCCGCCGCAACGACGUGGAGAUGAAGAGCAGUGGAUCCAGCGGGAGCGGGACCGAGUCACACGGCAACAAGAGCCACGGAAGCCAUGGAAACGAGAGCCACGGCAACGAGAGUCAUGGCAACGAGUCGACAGGUAGCUCCAAUGGCAACAGCAAGGAUUCCGCCCUCCUGGACUCAUCUGGGAGUAACAAGAGGUCAGUGAGGGGGUGUGGUUUAAGUGGUUUGUGGGUGGGGUUAGAGUAGAUCACAUUGUUUUAUGGGUACCUCGUUUUACCAGUCGUAGGUCCUAUUUCCUAAAUUGACUGCAGCCCAGCAGAAUAUAUAGUCGACGGCGUUAGUUGAUUCGCCGCCACACGUUAUCACAUAUCCCACAUAUUUGAAGUCCAAGGCUACAUGAGGAUGUGUGUCCAAAACCAUGUGUCCUCUGUUGUUGUGAGUUUGUCCCCAUUCUCUCCUUAGGACGUACAGUAGGUUGACAUCAAUAUGACUCACUCACUAGCAGCACAUUCUGAAGCUCUCGAGACCCAUCCCUCUUUCUUCCACUCUGUUGACACAUGCUGGCCCAUAUCCCCACUCUAAACCUCCACUUGUCCCGGCCUUAGAGAGUUCACAUGCCCUAGAUACUGUAUGUGACGCACAGCAGCGCCCUGUCUCUCACCUACCUCUCACCUCUUUUCCAGUGGUGCCCAUGCAGCCUGCUCCACAGACAGUCAAUAAUGAUGGCCCACAGUGAAGUGAGGCCUUCACAGAGAGCACUGAAAACCCCAUAGAAAGUAGUGAUGGACCCCAUUGAAAACCUAUAGAAGCUGCCAAUGGAGUGGCUCCAAUUAGGAUCCUGAAUGGCGGCACUUCACCCUGAUGACACUCUGUCCCCUCCUUUCUCUCCUUGUUCCUCAGUAACUGGACUGAAAUCACCUUGAACACUCUUUGCAGAGAAAGACACUGGAGCACAUCUUGAUUGUGUAAAAUUCUUGUUGAAAGCAAAGAGUUAUCAAGGUCAUUUUACGCUGAGACGUCUUCAGUUCUUAUCUGCCAUAUGUGGUGAAGUUGACCCCCGCUUCCUCCUUCCUGUCUGUCUCCCACUCUGUGACAAUACAGUAUGUGCCUGUUGGCUCCACUUUAACAGUGAGGAGGCCUACUCUUACUAACGUUCUCCAAUUAGCUUAUAUUAUUAACCAAUCUCUAUAAUUUGCCACUAACUUGCCACUCUAAUGCCAAACCAAUCUGUUGAUGCCAAUAGCAGAUGCCGUUGAUACUAUUAUAUAAUUAAACUAUUAGAUAUAAUUAGAUCUCUAUUGGUGCUUAGAGAGGCUAUUUCUGAAUCUACUUUAUAUUCUGAGCUACUGAAGCUUGUUAUUUAGACACACCUGAGUUAUAUACGAAGAGUUGUCUGUCUUAGGCAGCUGUUUAUAGCCUUUGGAUGUGGUAGCGCUCUCACUAAGCCUGUAGGCUAAUGCUCGUGGCCUAAAAACACACAUUGGCUCCUACUUACUGCAAAUUCUCACAAAUACACACACGUGGUAUAGCCCAGUCUGUUCUCCAAAGACACAAUAUGGCACCUUGUUUUGGAGAACACCGACAGUCAAGAAAGAACAGAAAAAAGCAAGGAGGGAGAGCAAGAGAGAGCAAAUAGUGGAUUUGAGUUUUGUAAUUGGGUACUUUAAAGACAGAGGAAAGUCACCUCACCUCUGUGGAGAGGAUGGGGAAAACUAAAAGACAAAUUGAUUUGUGAAUAGGUGCUCUGGUGUCCAUGUAUCAUUGUAGCUGUCACGGACGUUGAAGGACGGGUCAGACCAAGGCGCAGCGUGAAAUGCAUACAUGUUUAUUUCAACGAUAAACACACGAACAAAACAACGUAUCAUGAAGUCCUCAGGCUAAACACAACACAACACAAGCCAAGCCAAGCCAAGCCAAGCCAAGCCAAGCCAAGCCAAGCCAAGCCAAGCCAAGCCAAGCCAAGCCAAGCCAAGCUAAGCCAAGCCUCUACACUGAACAAGAUCCCACAACUAAUGAUUGCAAACAGGCUGCCUAAGUAUGAUCCCCAAUCAGAGACAACGAGCGACAGCUGCCUGAUUGGGAAUCACACCCGGCCAAACAUAGAAACACACAACAUAGAAUGCAAAACAUAGAAAUAACAACAUAGAUCUCCACACCCUGACUCAGCAUACUAGAGUCCCAUAAGUCAGGGCGUGACAGUAGCAUUGUACUCUCCUGAACCCAAUAAGAGUAGCGAGAGCUCCAAGCCACUGUAGCAGCUGGGCAAAGAACUCAAUGACUUUGUUUUGACAUUUCAUUACAGUGUUCAAUGGAUGUAUUUCAAUCUGAUAUUGUGAAAGAGAAACUUUUAGCCUGCAAUUAACUCAAUUCACCUGUUGUUGUCCAAGAUUGAGGAAUAUGAUUUUACUGAAUGGUUGCAGUGUAGUUCGAAAACAAAAACUAUGUGAUUGAAAGUAGACCUUUUCAUGUUAACCUCGACUGCAAGGCCUCAGUCAAGGCUACCUUUCUAGAACAAGACAUUGUAGCUGAAACAUCAACAAUAACAAGCCUACCUUCAGUCCUUUUAGAUUUUGUUUUUCAAAAGUAUACCGCUAGCAGCUGGGGAUAAGACUUGUUACAGUGUAGCUUCGGCUUGUAACAAUUGAAUUCUAGUGGUGUGAAACAAUUCUCUAUUAGAAACAUGUUAUUAAUAAUCUCUCUCUCUCUUGCUUGUCGCCCCAGCUCUAACGCCCACAGCCCCUCUCCUCCCAGUAGUUCCAAUGCCUUCAGCCUGCUGAGUUCUGAGCAGGACAACCCCUCCACCAGUGGCUGCAGUAGUGAGGAGUCAGCUAAGGCCAAGACCCAGAAGGAGCUGCUCAGGACCCUCAAGCAGCUCAGACAUCUCCUGCCUGCUGACAAGAGAAACAAGGGCAACAAGUCCAGCUCCCUCAACACCCUGAAAUAUGCACUGCGCUGCGUCAAACAGGUGGAAGGUAAGAGACAACCGAACCGCACAGCAUUCUGGGUAGUAGGCCUGAACAUAUAAUGAGUUGAUUAUGAUUUUAGCAUCAUUACAUUAUAGUUCAUUAUUGUAUUAGUAAUGUGUCUUAAAAGUCCAAUAAGGAAACCAAUGUGUGUUUGUGUUGUUGUGUUUCAGCCAAUGAGGAGUACUACCAGCUGCUGUUGACCAAUGACAGUCAGCCAUCAGGCCUGGAUGUGUCCUCUUACACCAUCGAGGAGAUAGACAGCAUCACCUCAGAGUACACCCUCAAAAACAAUGUAAAUUCAUUAGUAGUACAGUAAUACUUCUGAAUACACACAAAAAACAUGAAAAAUUGCAGAUUUCCUUGAAUACAUCCUCAAAAACAAAUGGUACUCAACAGUAAUGCUUAGUUAACACUAUAACAGCCAGGAUGUUAUACCUACCACAUCCAUGCCAUCCAUCCCGAUUUGACAGUCUGACCAACAACAGAUCAGAUAUCCCAGUGAUUAUGAGUAAUCCACACUUGCAGCUGUGUGUGUACAGUAUAUGCCAGUUUUUCUCACACAUGUCCCUCUGUGUCCCUCCAGGACAUCUUUGCUGUAGCUGUAUCUCUGAUCACGGGGAAGAUCGUCUACAUCUCGGACCAGGCCGCCUCCAUCCUCAACUGUAAACGGGGCGUCUUCAAGGAUGCUAAGUUUGUGGAGUUCUUGACUCCCCAGGACGUCAGUGUUUUCUACAGCUUCACCACGCCCUACCGCCUGCCCUCCUGGAGGAUGUGCACCGGAGCAGGUAAUGACCCCUUUACGAGUGCUUAUAACCACUUAUAGACAAUCUAAACACUUAUAAACAUGCCAUACCGCCUGCGCUCCUGGAGCAGGUAGCGAAAACCCCUCAUUAACUUAUAACCUCUUAUAGACAGUCUAUGAACAGUUUUAGACAGGAGAACAACAGAGCUACAUCAAACAUGCACAAAAAGUGCACAAAAGUCAUAGGGUAGGAAUAGAGAACAUGCUUGUUUACCCAUUACACCUGGCUUUAAGAGUGAUCCCCCUAUCCCAAUGAUGUUGAAUAAUUCAUUUUAAAUGUAUAGCGCUUCUCGAGACACUCUUCAGUCAAAUCCCAUGUAGUUAUAAUGAUUGGAAAACGCAUCCAUUUCAAACAGCACAAGCUAAGCCGUUGCUAGGAAAACAUGAAUGUACCUGGAUUUGAGCCUAGUCGUCCCCACCCUAGUCAAAUCAAUUACAGAUUCCUACAAAACUAGUUAAUACAGGGGGUUAACCAGAGCUUGGAAAACAUAUAGAGUAUGCGUGGAAACAUUGAGACAAGGGUACCAAAAAAGGUGCCUAUCUUCUCUCCUACUGUAAAUUGAGCGUAUCUUUGUUUAUAUUCGUCUUGUUCUUUUCUCUGAAUAGGUGUGUUGUUGAUGUAGUUGAAAGCAGGUGCGACUCAUGAAAUAGUAUCUCAGUUGAAUGAAGAGGGUUGGCAUUGAGCCAAUAAAGUAGAGACUUCUUUUGAAUUAAAACAUUUUAAUUUUCCCCUUCCGCCUCCUCUCCUUUCAGAGUCAUCCCCGUCGGACUGCAUGCAGGAAAAAUCGUUCUUCUGUCGGAUCAGGUGUGUGUGUGUGUGUGUGGCUACGGCCGUGAGUCAGCUGCUCUUCAUGUUUCUAUUCAUUCCCUCUUUCCACUUUGGAUCAAUUUAAAUUAGUUUGAUUCUUGGCUGGUUUCAUAAACAGGAAGCUCUCGCUCUUUUCUCUGACACACACAUGUACACAUAUACAUGCAUGCACACACAUUAUUCACAGUUGACGUUAAAGUCAAACUACGGCUCAACUCUGCCCCCAAGAGGCAGAAAAACACCCACGCAGCAUAAUAGAACUCAAUCUGUGAAAUAGAUGCUAAUGAACUGAGUCACCAACACAACUGACAAUCAUAAGGACACUAUAUUUUCAUGGUUUUGUUGCUGCUUUAGUGACAUGCUGACUUUGUCCUCUCUCUCCUGUGUUCUGUAGUGGUGGUAAGGAGUGUGAGGGGGACCUGCAGUACUACCCAUUCCGUAUGAUCCCCUACCUAAUGAAGGUACAGGACAAGGUCCAUUCUGAGGACCAGUUCUGCUGCCUCCUACUGGCUGAGAGGGUGCACUCUGGAUACGAGGGUAAGGACCAAUGUUGUUACACUGCCCGAGUUGUGCCUGUUUGAAUACUUUUGAAACUGCAUCCUCAGUAGUGUAUAAUAGUGGACGGUAUGUUAAAUAUAGUGUGUGGGAACAGUAGUGUUAACAGUGUUUUCAUUUUGCCUACAGCUCCCAGAAUCCCUAGUGAUAAGCGCAUCUUCACCACCACACACACUCCUAGCUGUGUAUUCCAGGAUGUGGAUGAGAGGUGAGACUUUUUUUCAUAUACUUUUUUUUAUCCGACAGAAGAGUACAGUGCUUUUAUGACACCUAUAGGCUGACUCACAAUGUUAUUGUUUUUGCCUUUCAGAGCUGUUCCACUUCUUGGGUACUUCCCCCAGGAUCUGAUUGGCACCCCAGUACUUCUUCUCAUGCACCCCGAUGACAGGCCUGUCAUGUUGGCCAUUCACAAGAAGAGUAAGUGAAACUAGAACAACAUACCUACUAACAUACUACUUACUACUUAGGACUAUUCUAUCACUGGACUGCAUACAAACACUGGAUGGCCCUUUAAUAAUACAAUAUAUGCCAUUUAGCUUUACUGACAUCUAUGUUCUCACCCCUACCCAUAGUCCUUCAGUACGCUGGCCAGCCGUUCGACCACUCCUCCAUCAGGUUCUGCACGCGGAACGGAGAGUACGUCACCAUCGACACCAGCUGGUCCAGCUUCGUCAACCCCUGGAGCCGCAAGGUCUCCUUCGUUAUCGGGAGGCACAAAGUCCGCAUGUGAGUGUCUUCCCUGCAAAAUGUUUUUCUAUCUUGGCUCUUUUUAAGUAUCUUGACACUAAUCUCUGCCCAGCACUAUUUUGUGUUAUCUUGGCACUAUUUUUUGAAAUAGCCAGAAAAAAGCUUUAGUUUAAAAAUCCUUUAUAAUGCUGUAUCUGUUAUAGAAAUAACUGAAAUACAGUUUGGACACAAGGACCUUCCUGAUAAUAAUGAUAAUAUGGUUGUUCCCACUACCAGGGGUCCGGUGAAUGAGGAUGUGUUUGUGGCGCCACUCCCUGCCCUCAUGGAGACCAUGGACUCUGAAGUCCAGGAGAUCACUGAGCAGAUCCACAAAUUGCUACUACAGCCGGUGCACAACUCUAGCUCCAGUGGCUACAGCAGCGUGGGAAGCAACGACCACCUUGCAGCAUCCCAGGUGAUGACCAGCGAGGGCAACACACGUUCAUCCAGCGACAACAACUUCAACAGCAAUAGGAGCAGCUUAAGCAGGACACGCAUCGAGGAAGAGGGGGAGAGCGGCUGGGCCAAACCUGUAAGUACCCUCUCUGUUUCUCUCUUUUCCCUGUCUAUCGCUCUCUCUCACUCUUUCACCUAUCUCUCUCUCGCUCCAUGAUAGUGAACAUGUCUCUUAACUCCUCCCCCGCAGAGGUCAUUCCAGGAGAUCUGUAAAGGUAUCCACCUCCAGAAGAGUCAAGAACAGCAGAUCUACCAAGCCUCCUCCUCAGCCAAGCCUGAGACCAAGAAGAGCCCUGGCAGUAAGUCACACAAGCAAAUCAACAAAUAAAUAUUUACAAUCUGCAGGAAACAUCGAGAUAUACUUGUGUGUGCAUUGGAUAAUGUGAAAUGGGGAGUGUACAUGUGUGUGGAUGUACAGAUAUGAAUGAAGUUAUGUGUGUUGGAAGAGAUGUAUAAAACACAUGCAUAUCCAUGGGUGUAAUUUAUGGGUGUAGUUCAUGAGUGUAGUUCGGCGUAUACAGAACGUACAAAUCCAUGCCCAUCCCAGCCUUAACACACUCCCUUUUCCCCAGCAGAGUUCCUCCAGAAGAGUCCAGCAGUGGUGCGUCCCAAGGAAUCUGCAGCCCCUGUGGCCCCUCUGAAUUGGAGGGACAGUGGGGUCAGUGCUGAGGUCCGUGGGCUGAGCCUGGAGGACAGCAGCAGCAGGUUAGCAGUACAGGAGGAAGAGCUGGCCUUCAACGACCAGACGGUCUACUCCUACCACCAGAUCAGCUGUCUGGACAGUGUCAUCAGGUCAGCACAACUACUAACUAGUCACUUAUUCAUCUUGCUAAUCAUUUAUCUGUACAUCUCUCUGGUCAUCUAGCCUAUCUAUAGUCUCUGGUCAUUUGUCUAUUUUUUCUGUUAUGGGGCAAAAUACUUAUAGGUAUUGUUUCUGGGUAGAUAUAUGGAAAGGAGAGUGUUACUUAUUCCUUAUGUACUUACUGCUACCCAAUUACAUGGUAGUUACAUCAUGGGCUAUUGUUUAAGAUACAAAGUAAAGCAGUCUUUCAUCCUUCAGCGUGCAUCUCUCUCCCUCUCCUGACAGAUAUCUAGAGGGCUGUAACAUUCCCAUCACUAUGAAGAGGAAGUGCCACUCUUCUGACAACACCACUUCCUCAGACGAGGACAAACAGAAAGGAGGGGACAAUCCCAUGCAAUUAUCUGAAGGUACGUUCUACUACCGGUCUUAACCUAUCUUUACUUUAUCAUUCCUUUAAUAAAAGAUGUUCAACUCUUGACUUCAGUAUUAUUGCUACAGUAUGAUGUUGCAUGUAGCCUAUAUUGCAAGUGAACUCUCCUACACCACUAUUAUUUUUUACCAGUCGGUGAAUGCACCAUGAAUUGAAUUGCCCGUUAUCACUAAAGCCCAAAUCAAAGGAAAAUGUGUUUUUUAUGUGUAUGAACGAGCGUGCACACGUUGGAAUUAGAAUGCACGGUAGUGAAUGAGAGAAAACAGACGGACCACACGUUAAAUUAGAAAGUAAGUCGAUUUUUCUCACGUCUACGCGAAGUAAUGCUGGUAAAAUUAGCUGAUAAAUUGCCAGGAAAUAGACUUGUUUGUGCAUUGUUACAUCUGGAAUUGUGACAUGUAUAAUUAAGUGUCUAUUUAGUGUUGAUAAUAAUAAUACUGCCAGUGCCAAUAAUACAUAUUUGAAAACAAUAACGUUAUGCCUACCUGUGUUGAUUUCGAUCACAGGCAUAUAGCCUAGGCAGGCUACGGCUGGGAAACUCGAGGAACUCCGAUUUCAAGAGAGAAUCAUGUUAUGUAGAAAGAACGAGACUAGCUAAAUUCUUUAUAAACUGUUCGGGUGUAUUAGCUACACCUGUCCUCACAUUCGUGAGCUACUGUAACAUAAUAACUGUUUAAAGCAGGCAGGUACGGUGGCUCCCGUAGGACAUAUAAUGUGAGUAAAAAGGAACACACAACAAUAAUUCACAAGGGCUACAUAGCGAACAUAACAAAUACAACUGUUUAUUAUGGAUUAUUGUUACAAUUAAAUUGGCAUACACUACGCAGUGUAUGGGAAUUUACGCUCUCUAUCUCUCGCACGCAUAUUUUGCCACGGUUGACGCGUUCAACUCUCUCACACAAAUUGUGGCGCGGUUGGCUCUGGUGUGAUUUGGGUUUAAAUUAGAUGUCUCAAUCUAGACGAAAUCUGCACAGGUUGAAUUUUCUUAAUUUCCUAAUUCAAAUUAGAGAUGCCUGUGGGAUGAAUUCAAUUCAAACCAAAUAAUACUGCUAGAUUAAUAGUCAUAAAUAACUUGAUUAGUUAUGGUGUGACAACGUUGAUAAUGCGUUGGUUGGAAAACAUCCCUGCAGAUUCUGUCUGGCUCCACAUAUCAACACAUACCAAUUUAUCAAAAUAUCGAUAUUUAUAUUUAAACUCAUUUAUACUGAACAAAAAUAUAAACGCAACAUGUAAAGUGUUGCUCCCAUGUUUCAUGAGCUGAAAUAAAAGAUCCCAGAAAUUUUCCAUAUUCACAAAAAGCUUAUUUCUCUCAGAUGUUGUGAACAAAAAUUUUCACAUCCCUGUUAGUGAGCAUUUCUCAUUUGCCAAGAUACUCCAUCCACCUGACAGGUGUGGCAUAUCAAGUAGCUGAUUAAACAGCAUAAUAAUUACACAGGUGCACCUUGCGCUGGGGACAGUAAAAGGCCACUCUAAAAUGUUCUGUUUUGUCACACAACACAAUGCCACAGACGUCUCAAGUUUUGAGGGAGUGGGCAAUUGGCAUGCUGACUUCAGGAAUGUCCACCAGAGCUGUUGCCAGAGAUUUGUAUGUUUAUUUCUCUACCAUAAGCCGCCGUUUUAGAGAAUUUGGCAGUAUGUCCAACCAGCCUCACAACUGCAGACCACGUGUAUGGCGUUGUGUGGGCGAGUGGUUUGCUGUUGUGAACACAAUGCCCCAUGGUGGCGGUGGGGUUAUGGUAUGGGCAGGCAUAAGCUAUGGACAACAAACACAAUUGCAUUUUAUCUAUGGCAAUUUGAAUGCACAGAGAUACCGUGACAAGAUCCUGAGGCCCAUUGUCGUGUCAUUCAUCCUCUGCCAUCACCUCAUGUUUCAAUAUGAUAAUGCACAGCCCCAUGUCGCAAGGAUCUGUACACAAUUCCUCGAAGCUGAAAAUGUCCCAGUUCUUCCAUGGCCUGCAUACUCACCAGACAUGUCACCCAUUGAGCAUGUUUGGGAUGCUCUGGAUUGACGUGUACGACAGCAUGUACCCGUUCUUGCCAAUAUCCAGCAACUUCGCACAGCCAUUGAAGAAGAGUGGGACAACAUUCCACAGGCCACAAUCAACAGCAUGAUCAACUAUAUGCAUGAGGCAAAUGGUGGUCACUCCAGAUACUGACUGGUUUUCUUAUCCACGCCCCUACCUUUAAAAAAAAGGUAUAUGUGACCAACAGAUAAAAUCCAUAGAUUCAGAUAAAAUCCAUAGAUUCCAGUCAUGUGAAAUCCAUAGAUUCAGGCCUAAUGAAUUUAUUUCAAUUGACUGAUAUCCUUAUAUGAACUGUAACUCAGUAAAAUAUUUUAAAUUGUUGCAUGUUGCGUUUAUAUUUUUGUUCAGUGUAGUUUAAAGACUAAUUUAGUUUAAAAACUAAUUUAGUUUAUAGACUAAUUUAGUUCAAAGACUUUCAGUCUCACCAAAGCUCUGUUGGACAGGUCACCAACUGAAUCAGACAAACUCUCUCUUUGUCUGUCUCUCUAUAAUCCACAUUUAUGGGACUUUAUAUGUGACUCUCCUAGUCCCCCUCUCUCGGUCUCUCCCUAUCACCCUGGCAGACCCUGCACUGGUUAAGGCUCAGCCUGGUAUAACACCUGUGGAUGACAUCAUCGCAGACAAAAAGACAGACGCUACGACCUCAGCCUCAGGGGUAGUGGGCUCCUCCCUGGUGGCCCUCGCCGUGCCACCGUGCAGAAAAGCAGAGAGCGUGGUGUCAAUAACAAGCCAGUGUAGCUACAGCAGCACCAUCGUGCAUGUAGGAGACAAGAAACCGCAGCCCGAGUCAGGUAUACACUACAUGGACAUUGACAUGUCUCAUUCUACUAUUCUAUUCUACUCUUUUUGGUCUUUAGUUUGUGGUGGUGGGCUGUGUUUGGGAGUGGGGACUGUGUGGGUCUGUGCAUGCGUAGGUACGUGGGUAUGUGUGUUGUAUGGAUGUAACUGGAUGUUGUGUAAUGUAUGCAGUAUCGUGUGUGUACUCUGAGGUCAUGCAUGUUCCAUAAUCUCACACGCCAGACUUAUAUUACAAUAUUCAGAGAUUCACAAUCGUCUGGUUCCAUAAGUUAUACCAAAGCCAUGAGUCUAAAUGCGCCGUGCAUGAUACCAUCCUCUCUGCAUCUCUGCUUCUCUGUAAUGAAUAUCAAUGUAUAUACAGUGGGGAGAACAAGUAUUUGAUACACUGCCGAUUUUGCAGGUUCUCCUACUUACAAAGCAUGUAGAGGUCUGUAAUUUUUAUCAUAGGUACACUUCAACUGUGAGAGACGGAAUCUAAAACAAAAAUCCAGAAAAUCACAUUGUAUGAUUUUUAAGUAAUUAAUUUGCAUUUUAUUGCAUGACAUAAGUAUUUGAUCACCUACCAACCAGUACGAAUUACGGCUCUCACAGACCUGUUAGUUUUUCUUUAAGAAGCCCUCCUGUUCUCCACUCAUUACCUGUAUUAACUGCACCUGUUUGAACUCGUUACCUGUAUAAAAGACACCUGUCCACACACUCAAUCAAACAGACUCCAACCUCUCCACAAUGGCCAAGACCAGAGAGCUGUGUAAGGACAUCAGGGAUAAAAUUGUAGACCUGCACAAGGCUGGGAUGGGCUACAGGACAAUAGGCAAGCAGCUUGGUGAGAAGGCAACAACUGUUGGCGCAAUUAUUAGAAAAUGGAAGAAGUUCAAGAUGACGGUCAAUUACCCUCGGUCUGGGGCUCCAUGCAAGAUCUCACCUCGUGGGGCAUCAAUGAUCAUAAUAUGCCAUUUAGCAGACGCUUUUAUCCAAAGCGACUUACAGUCAUGCGUGCAUACAUUUUUGUGUAUGGGUGGUCCCGGGGAUCGAACCCAUUACCUUGGCGUUACAAGCGCUGUGCUCUACCAGCUGAGCUACAGAGGACCACAUCAUGAGGAAGGUGAGGGAUCAGCCCAGAACUACACGGCAGGACCUGGUCAAUGACCUGAAGAGAGCUGGGACCACAGUCUCAAAGAAAACCAUUAGUAACACACUACGCCGUCAUGGAUUAAAAUCCUGCAGCGCACGCAAGGUCCCCCUGCUCAAGCCAGCGCAUGUCCAGGCCCAUCUGAAGUUUGCCAAUGACCAUCUGGAUGAUCCAGAGGAGGAAUGGGAGAAGGUCAUGUGGUCUGAUGAGACAAAAAUAGAGCUUUUUGGUCUAAACUCCACUCGCCGUGUUUGGAGGAAGAAGAAGGAUGAGUACAACCCCAAGAACACCAUCCCAACCGUGAAGCAUGGAGGUGGAAACAUCAUUCUUUGGGGAUGCUUUUCUGCAAAGGGGACAGGACGACUGCACCGUAUUGAGGGGAGGAUGGAUGGGGCCAUGUAUCAUGAGAUCUUGGCCAACAACCUCCUUCCCUCAGUAAGAGCAUUGAAGAUGGGUCGUGGCUGGGUCUUCCAGCAUGACAACGACCCGAAACACACAGCCAGGGCAACUAAGGAGUGGCUCCGUAAGAAGCAUCUCAAGGUCCUGGAGUGGCCUAGCCAGUCUCCAGACCUGAACCCAAUAGAAAAUCUUUGGACGGAGCUGAAAGUCCGUAUUGCCCAGCGACAGCCCCGAAACCUGAAGGAUUUGGAGAAGGUCUGUAUGGAGGAGUGGGCCAAAAUCCCUGCUGCAGUGUGUGCAAACCUGGUCAAGACCUACAGGAAAUGUAUGAUCUCUGUAAUUGCAAACAAAGGUUACUGUACCAAAUAUUAAGUUCUGCUUUUCUGAUGUAUCAAAUACUUAUUUCAUGCAAUAAAAUGCAAAUUAAUUACUUAAAUCAUACAAUGUGAUUUUCUGGAUUUUUUUUUACAGACCUCUACAUGCUUUGUAAGUAGGAAAACCUGCAAAAUCUGCAGUGUAUCAAAUACUUGUUCUCCCCACUGUAUGUAUAUGUCACGCCCUGGCUCUAGGGACUCUUUUAAGUUGAGCCAGGGUGUGUAGAGUUUAUGUUUUGUACUCAUUGUGUCUAGUUUUUGUAUAUCUAUGUUGGCCAGAGUGGUUCUCAAUCAGAGGCAACGAGUAUCAGCUGUUGCUGGUUGUCUCUGAUUGGGAACCAUAUUUAGUCAGGUGGUUUUCCCACAGUGUUUGUGGGAUCUUGUUCCGUGUUGGUUUGUGUUUUGCGGUUUGCACCUGUGGACGUCACGUAUCGAUUUGUUGUUUUGUUCGUGUAUCAUUUAAUAAAUAAGUAUGUUCACCUUCCACGCUGCGCCUUGGUCCUCUAUAUCCGACGAUCGUGACAGUAUAUCAAUGUUGCUGAGGGUAUCACAGCUUCUCAUCUCUGUAUAUCCUGAGCGGUUGGGGGUUUUAUGUACACUACCGGUCAAAAGUUUUAGAACACCUACUCAUUCAAGGGUUUUUCUUUAUUUGUUUUACUAUUUUCUAUAUUGUAGAAUAAUAGUGAAGACAUCAAAACUAUGAAAUAACACAUAUGGAAUCAUGUAGUAACCAAAUUUUUUUUAAACAGAUCAAAAUAUAUUUCAUUUUUGCGAUUCUUCAAAUAACCACCCUUUGCCUUGAUGUCAGCUUUGCACACUCUUGGCAUUCUCUCAACCAGCUUCAUGAGUUAGUCACCUGGAAUGCAUUUCAAUUAACAGGUGUGCCUUCUUAAAAGUUAAUUUUUUGAAUUUCUUUCCUUCUUAAUGUGUUUGAGGCAAUCAGGUGUUUUGUGACAAGGUAUGGGGGGUAUACAGAAGAUAGCCCUAUUUGGUAAAAGACCAAGUCCAUAUUAUGGCAAGAACAGCUCAUAUAAGCAAAGACAAACGACAGUCCAUCAUUACUUUAAGACAUGAAGGUCAGUCAAUACGGAACAUUUCAAGAACUUUGAAGGUUUCUUCAAGUGCAGUCGCAAAAAACAUCAAGCACUAUGAUGAAACUGGCUCUCAUGAGGACAGCCACAGGAAUGGAUGACCCAGAGUUACCUCUGCUGCAGAGGAUAAGUUCAUUAGAGUUACCAGCCUCAGAAAUUGCAGCCCAAAUAAAUGCUUCACAGAGUUCAAGUAACAAACACAUCUCAACAUCAACUGUUCAGAGGAGACUGUGAAUCAGGCCUUCAUGGUCGGAUUGCUGCAAAGAAACCACUACUAAAGGACACCAAUAAGAAGAAGAGACUUGCUUGGUCCAAGAAACACGAACAAUGGACAUUAGACCGGUGGAAAUAUGUCCUUUGGUCUGGAGUCCAAAUUUGAGAUUUUUGGUUCCAACCGCUGUGUCUUUGUGAGACGCUGUGUGGGGGAACGGAUGAUCUCUGCAUGUGUAUUUCCCACCGUAAAGCAUGGAGGAGGAGGUGUUAUGGUGUGGGGGUGCUUUGCUGGUGACACUGUCUGUGAUUUAUUUAGAAUUCAAGGCACACUUAAACAACAUUGCUACCACCGCAUUCUGCAGUGUUACGCCAUCCCAUCUGGUUUGGGCUUAGUGGGACUAUCAUUUGUUUUUCAACAGGACAAUGACCCAACACACGUCCAGGCUGUGUAAGGGCUAUUUUACCAAGAAGGAGAAUGAUGGAGUGCUGCAUCAGAAUACCUGGCCUCCACAAUCCCCUGACCUCAACCAAAUUGAGAUGGUUUGGAAUGAGUCGGACGGCAGAGUGAAGGAAAAGCAGCCAACAAGUGAUCAGCAUAUGUGGGAACUCCUUCAAGACUGUUGGAAAAGCAUUCCAGGUGAAGCUGGUUGAGAGAAUGCCAAGAGUGUGCAAAGCUGUCAUCAAGGCAAAGGGUGGCUAUUUGAAGAAUCUCAAAUAUAAAAUAUAUUUUGAUUUGUUUAACACUUUUUUGGUUACUACGAUUCCAUAUGUGUUAUUUCAUAGUUUUGAUGUCUUCACUAUUAUUCUACAAUAUAGAAAAUAGUAAAACAAAUAAAGAAAAACCCUUGAAUGAGUAGGUGUUCUAAAACUUUUGACCAGUAGUGUAUAUAUUGAAUGUAACUCAUACGUCCAUAGCUGACUGCUGUUUCUCUAUAUGUUUUUCUCCAUACAGAGAUCAUCGUAGAUGUAUCUGUGGCUGGGAAGGCGGUGGAGGGGGGCAGCCAGACUCCUGGGCCUCCCCCUAGUGCUGUUUCACCUCCCAGCCUGGAGAGGGAGCCCUAUAAGAAGCUGGGUCUGACCAAGCAGGUCCUAGUGGCCCACACCCAGAACGAGGAGCAGACCUUCCUGUGUCGCUUCAGGGAGAUGAAGGGAGUCCAGGCCUUCCAGGCCAACUGUUCCCAAUACCUGGAGCGCCAGAACGGACAGGGCGGCGCUGAUGGUACAGUAGCAAACAUGUUCUACACACAUUACAAUACAAAACAAACUCGGUAUAGGUCGUUAGACUUGGGCUAGUACAAUUACACACAGACACACAGAGUACCUUAAUGUUCUCAUACACUCAACCUCUCACAGUCAAAUACAUAAUGUAAUUCCUCCCUCUCUGUCCCCCUCUCUAGCUGUGCCCGCUGUGCGCCCAUGCAAGCAGGCUGAGCCCGCCCCCUGGCGAAGCGGGCGCAACAAGAAGACCAAGUCCAAGCGGGUGAAACAGAACGAGUCGUCCGACAGUUCCGUGUCUCAUAGGAGGAGACAGCCGCAGCCCCGACCCCACCUCCUCAACCAGGGCCUCAACCAGACCUCCUGGUCCCCCUCCAACACCUCCCAGUCCACCUUCCCGCCCCUGGCCUACCCCACCGUGGUGCCAGCCUACCCCCUCCAAGUCUACCCCGGGGCAGGUACCAUGGCUGGCACCAUGCCUACCCGCCCAGACAACUCAGUGGCGGGCUUCGGUGACAGCCAGUGCAACCAGGAUCGCCAGUGCCUGCCACCAAACAUCCAGCCCUCGCCCUUCUCUACUCCCAUGGUGACCCCCGUGGUGGCUCUGGUUCUCCCCAACUGCAUGUUCCCUCAAAUGGGAAGCGGGGCUCCAGGACAGCAGCCUUUCUACCAGGCCGAGACGGCCGGCUACCCCUCCCAGCCGCAGCCCUUCCCCCUACAGACGUCUCUUUCCUACCCAGGCCAGGCAUCCUUCACCAUCCCUGCCCAGGCGUCCUUCACCAUCCAGGCCCAGUUUCCGGGCCAGAACCCCUUCGCGCCCCAGACGGCCUUCCCAAUCCCCGCCCAGCCUUUCUCAUUCUCCAUGCCCAUGGAGGCUCCCAAGCCACCUGGGGAAACCACCCAGUCUCGCUGCUCCACACCUGGGUCCAUGGGCGGCAGGGACCAAGUGUCCUCCCCUCCACUGUUCCAGUCGCGGUGCAGCUCGCCCCUGCAGCUCAACCUACUGCAGCUGGAGGAGACGCGGUGCUCCCUGGAGAGACAGGACAGCAUGGUGGUGGCGCCCUCCGUUGGCACUCAAGGGAAUAACACCGUCAGCGAGAAGGGAGGGAGCGUGGUCGGCCAAGCCAUAGAGAAGGUCAAGGAGCUUCAGCAGGUAUGAUACAAGUUUCAAGUCGUACGGGAUACACAUGGUAUACACCAUCCAACAAAAUUCUUACUUGCAGGUUCCUUCUUCACAAUGCAACAAUAAUAAAUAAUAAAAGAUAAGAAUACGAACAUAAAGUAAAUGGCUCAGUAGAAUAGAAUAAACAUUUUAGCAUAAGUAUAAUACAGGAAGGCACAAUUUAUAGUAUUGGGAAAGUGGGGAUUGGGGGGCAUAUGUUUAAAUUGUUCAAUAUUUAGCAAUAAUAAUAAGAGCGGUAGCAGCAGGUGUGUGUGAGUGUAUAUCUGUGUUGGUGUAUGAGUGUAUAUCUGUGUGGGUGUAUGAGUGUAUAUCUGGUGGGUGUAUGAGUGUAUAUCUGUGUGGGUGUGUGAGUGUAUAUCUGUGUUGGUGUAUGAGUGUAUAUCUGUGUGGAUGUGUGCUAAAGUGCAGAGAGUCAGUGCAGGUGGUCAGUCCAGUUCAACUGUUCAGCAGUGUGAUGUCUUGUAGAUAGAAACUGUCUCUGAGCCUUUUGGUAUCAAACCUCAUGAGUUUGACCUUGUUCCCUCUUUCCCCUUCUGUAUCCUCUUUUUCCACAGCCUCCUCAACUCUCCCAGAAACAGCGUUAGUGUAAGGUUGUGGCAUCAAUAUUGAGUUUCCCGAAAAUCGCAGCAGAACUACAAAAGUGUUGUUUUUAGACUGGAGGUGUUAGGCUAGGGUUAGGAUGUAUAAAAGGCGACUUAAUCGCUAAGGCAUUUACAAAUCCAUCCUAUAUUGUCUUCAGCUGGCAGCCAACUGGCACAUAGGCUAUAGAUUUGUAAUUUUUCUGAAUAUUUUAAGAAUGCUUUUACUAGGUUACAAUGUUAUAGUUUCACCAAUUUCUCUAGUCUAUGCAAAUUGUAUUGAAUCAUUUAAAAUGUUUAAAAUUCUGACAUCCUGUGUGAAGUAACUGUGCUGCCAUGUCGAAGUACAAUAAUCCAAAAGGCUCCUUAUGUCUAAAACUGUAAACCCAUUGUGUCCCUUUAAACCCUUUAGCCCACAUUCAGUCUGACCGGUCCAAUGGGACCCUUGUAUUCCAACACACUCCUUGUCUGCACACUAUUGUCAUGGGAUAUAGUGUGCUCUAGGCUGAGGUGUUGCAGUGACGAGGUAGGAUAACAUCGCAAUCGCAACUCUCCACAAAAUAUAACUUACCGUAGUUACUGGAAUACAGACCUCUGUCUAUCCAUCUCUCACAGUGGGACAAUAUGACUGAGUCGCCUCUUAGACCUUGAGGGGGAAGUAAAGUAGCAGAGUAGCAAAAAAUAAAGGAUAGGACUGAUGACAGAAAAAAGGGAGCACUAAAACUUGAGAGUGGAACUUCUGUUUGUUGACCUUAUCCUUUGACCUCUUGUCUUGCAGGUGGGCCCGCCGGGUGACGGUAACCAUAGCGAUGUCAACUCGUUGUCGAGUGACCUGCUGGACAUCCUGCUCCGUUCAGACUCUCGUUCAGGCACCAGCUCAGCCACUUCAGGGUCCAUGGGUUCCAGCUCUAAUGGCUGUGGAACCUCAGCUAGAACGUCUAACAGCGGAAUGUCUAAUAACAGUGGAAUGUUGGGAUGUAGAACGUCAGCUAGCGGAACGUCAGCUAGCGGAGUAUCUGGCAGUGGCACAGGUCUGUACACACACCUACCCUACCCUUUUGUACGUUUGUUCCAAUUUUUUUCCUAUUCUAUACCAGUCACUUCCUCUGUACCAAACUUCACUUCUGUAACUGUCUUGGGGGUUUACAUAUUUGAUCAACAAGACUGGCAGAGCAAGAACAAACACAAGAUAGAAGUACAUUAACAUGGCAGCAAGACAUUACGUUCAACAGUUUGUUGCUUCAUGUAUGAAGCACUUGAGACCAGAGCUCUGGUGCUUCUGAAGUAAGAUAUCCUAACUCUGUAUUGUGCAUUCAUUCACCCCCCAGUAAGCAGCAGCCACACGAGCAACAACAGCAGCAACUACUUUGGCAGCAUGGACUCCUCCCAGAACAGCUGCCAGAAGGUCAAAGUGCACUCCAGCGGCGGCAGGAGUGGUGGUAGCGUUAGCCAGGGGCGGCCAAUGGAGGUGGAGCAAAGCCAAUAUGACAAAUAUGUACUGCAGGAUCUGCCGUGGUUAGUCACCGCCAACGCUGACGACAAGGUCAUGCUGACCUAUCAGAUGCCCUCGCGGUGAGUGGGAGGAGACAAUAGGGAGGCGGCACGCAAUGUGCUUGGAGUAGGAGAAAGAUUGGGAUUUUAUAGGGGGGGGGGGGGGGGGGGGGGGCUUAGGGGAAGGGUAAACUGAUCCUAGAUCUGUGACUUCAGACAACUUCUACCCAGGGCAUAAGUCCUAGUGUAAUGUUUCCCAAAAUGAUGAGUGGCCAAAAAUGCUGGGGUUAGACAUAUUUGUUGGUUUUUAUUUGGUAGAUCAUAAAAAAUGUUUUAGAUGGAACACAGUACUCUAAAUCAUUGGGAAAUAAUGUCCUAGUACAUUGCACCCUAGUUACUACCCACUCCCUUCCUGUAUUUACCUAUGCAUGCUGGAUUAGUGUCCUAAUUGGAUCCCUCAAAUCUAUGUAUGUUUGUGUGAUGAAUCCCUUUUUCUCCCCAAUUUCAUGAUAUCCAAUUGCAAACUUGUCUCAUCUUUGCAACUCCCCAAUGGGCUCAGGAGAGGCGAAGGUUGAGUCAUGCAUCCUCCGAAACAUGACCCGCCAAACCGCACUACUUAACGCCCGCUUAACCCGGAAGCCAGCUGCACCAAUGUGUCAGAGGAAACACCGUUCAACUGAUGACCGAAGUCAAGCCUACAGGCGCCCGGCCCGACACAAGGAGUGGCUAGAGUGCGAUGAGCCAAGUAAAGUCCCCCCGGCCAAACCCUCCCCUUACCCGGACGACGCUGGGCCAAUCGUGUGCCACCCUAUGGGACUCCUGGUCACAGCCUGUUGUGACACAGCCUGGGAUCGAACCCGGGUCUGUAGUGACGCCUCAAGCACUGCGAUGCAGUGAUGCAGUGCCUUAGACCGCUACGCCACUCAGGAAGCUGUGUGAUACAUCUUAUGAUGAUGAAAACGUAUGAGGUCCUUAGUUGCUGGCUUGCAGUUAUAAUGUAUGCCUAUAAGAUGGGGCUCUUGCACAAGUUGGGGUCUUGUUUACAGUUGUCAGGCAACAUGGGUUGAGAGAUACGCAUGUCUUCCCAAUACGAAAUACCCCAUUUUUAAAACCACUAUACCAGAUGUACUCUUUUCCUGACACCCUAAUACCCAAUAGCACUCUCUGUGUCACAUGUAUGUCCAAUAGCAUUCUGACUGUUUGUGUCUUUCCCCUGGUCAUAUAGGUCACAUAGUAUACUGAGUGUGUAUGUCCCUUGGUCUACACAGGGGCAUCGAGAGUGUGCUUAGCGAAGACCGAGAGAAGCUAAGUGUGAUGCAGAAGAGUCAGCCGUGCUUCACCGGGGAGCAGCAGAGAGAACUGGUGGAGGUCCACCCCUGGAUGAGGAGAGGAGGGCUGCCCAAGGUCAUGGAUGUCGAGGUGAGCUCUCUUUCUCUAUCUCUUUCCUCCCUCUCUCAUUCUCACAAUCACUGUCUCUUUCUCUCUCUCUUACACUACAGGCAGUCAUUCACAUUUGUCAAAAGCAAGUCUGAAAGUAACUAACAGAAAUGUGUGUGUGUGUUGUAUUUUUUGUUAAGGCCUGUGUGGGCUGUGAGGAGGACGCUCCAGAGGCGGUGUUGUCUGAGGAGCUGCCUGGCCUGGAUAUGUGAGAUACAGAGACUGAGACAGGCGUGGUCAGCCCCUCCAGGAACCCAGUGAGGAGCCCUUUAACAUGGACACCUGCCCAAGCCCCUGCCCCUGCCCCUGCCCCUCUUCUGGCCUUGGAUCAUCA
Messenger RNA from Coregonus sp. 'balchen', 20313 nucleotides. Lineage: Eukaryota; Metazoa; Chordata; Actinopteri; Salmoniformes; Salmonidae. The record is from the annotation of a GenBank genome assembly.